Anopheles bellator is the source of this 4708-nucleotide messenger RNA. RefSeq names its product ubiquitin-conjugating enzyme E2-17 kDa (gene eff). The coding region runs from base 580 to 1023 and encodes 147 amino acids. The transcript has 7 exons. Gene Ontology annotation, biological process: protein polyubiquitination; ubiquitin-dependent protein catabolic process. The record is from RefSeq and is a predicted model, not a curated record. Gene Ontology annotation, cellular component: nucleus. NCBI's taxonomy places the organism in Eukaryota, Metazoa, Arthropoda, Insecta, Diptera, Culicidae. Gene Ontology annotation, molecular function: ubiquitin conjugating enzyme activity.
GGUGAGGGCAAACGUAGCCAUCUUGGUAAUCUCAUUUGUAACGUUACCGCAGGUUCUAAAAAGCAGUGUCGUGCCCGGUAAUAAAGUUUUUUAAGCGGUUGUGCAUACGCAACGCAAUAGCUAUUGGCUGUUCAAGCUGUCACACGGCUGAGCAGACAGUGGUUGCGGCCACGACGAGAAGUUAGGCGAAUUUUCUGCAAAAUCUCAGUGAAUAACGUAUAAGGGCGAAAGAGAAAAUUAUCCGAAGUAGAGCAGCUUUCUUAAAACCCGUAGUAGAAUACCCCACGGCAAUUGUGAAAAGUGAGAGACGUGCAAGCGUAGCACAGUCGGCUACCAUCCGGCUUGUGUGGCUGCCCUAGACGAGCAACAGGCAAAGCAACACAGCCGCGUCCAGCUUUCCAUCAAUCAACGCAACGCAGUAACAAAAUUGUAAGUCGUCUGUGCUUUUCACGCCAAUCAACAUCUGCUCAUCGAUAGAUUUGUUGCGUCGUCUACCGCGAAGAGCACAACGAUCAUACCAAACAGUGGCGAUAGUGUUUGCUGCAUUAGAGAAGUGGAAGUAAGAGAAAAGCACCAGAAAUGGCAUUAAAGAGAAUUAAUAAGGAACUACAAGACUUGGGGAGAGAUCCACCGGCACAAUGCUCAGCUGGUCCUGUCGGGGACGAUUUGUUUCACUGGCAGGCAACCAUUAUGGGCCCGCCAGACAGUCCGUACCAGGGCGGAGUGUUCUUUCUGACUAUACAUUUCCCAACAGACUAUCCGUUCAAACCACCAAAAGUGGCUUUUACAACACGCAUCUAUCACCCAAACAUCAACAGCAAUGGGUCGAUUUGCCUCGAUAUUCUAAGAUCUCAAUGGUCACCCGCGCUAACAAUUUCAAAAGUUUUGCUCUCGAUCUGCUCUCUGCUAUGCGAUCCGAAUCCUGACGAUCCGUUGGUGCCAGAGAUUGCCAGAAUAUACAAGACGGAUCGGGAAAAAUAUAACGAACUCGCUCGGGAGUGGACCAGAAAGUAUGCUAUGUGAUGCGUUCCAGUUGCAACCUUACAAAAAGCCAACAGCAGCAGCCGUAGCAUCAAGAAAUACAACCAGAACAAAAACAGUAACUGUAUCCAGAGCAACAAGAGCAGCAGCAGCAGCAGUGAACAAGAACAGCCACCAUGUAUAAAAAUCAGCCAACAACGUGACAGCAGCAGUAGCAGCAACAAUAACAACAAGGAAGCCAGACUCCCUAAAGAACAUCAACUAACGUACAGUAGCACUGAAUGGAAGCAUAGCGGAGACUUCAACAACAAUGAUCAAAAUUCUUUUUCAUACCACUAUAACUGCUAUAGCGACAGUUUGUACUGUUAUUAUUAUUAUAACAUUUAUCAUGACGAUCAUUUCGUUAUCAGCCAACAUUACUGUCAGGGAGAAUCAACAGUAGCAACAACAUCGAUAUUGAUGACGGCUAUCUUCACCACCGCUACCGAAACACCAUCGUCCACUUUAACAACCAUAGCAAUAAUCUCACAACAGAAUACUGCUCACGAUUCGGUUAAAGCCUUUGACAUGAAACUCACAUCUCGUGCUGCUUAAAAAGAAACAUGCUACUGUUUCUGGCAUACUCAGUACACGUCAGACAUUAUCCUCUCUUCCAGAAACUUCCCAUUCCUCCUCCAAAAUCAACCCAUCAUCAAGAUCAAAUUCAGCUGCGUCAAAACGAGCAGCAAAAAUUCGGUAUGCACGAUUUAUUAUUAGCUUCUUCAUUUUCUCUUCGUUCUUCUUCAUUUACUCUUCGUUCUUCGUCAUUUACUACGUUUUGUCUUCUCUUUUCUCUGUUAUACCGCCGCAUAACUAUACAGACAACACCCAUUUGAAAACGGCGUUAGUGAAGAAGUGUUUUUUAUAAUUAUCAAAAAAGAACUAAUAAAUUAGUUUUUUUUUCAUAUACAUGAAUUAAAUUUGCGCCUUCCUCGCAAUCACAACGUAAUUACGGAAAUAGAGUUGGUCUAGGGUUAAUUUGAUUUACUAAAGUUUCACUGUUUACUUGCAACGUAUUUAUUGACAUUUCAAAAUCAAUUAAAUCAUGUUCAAAAUCAAAUCAAUGAAAUUGCGUUCUUGUCGAACUGUUCUUGUCGUUCUAGUACCGCUAGAGUUUCCUCUAUUUUUUUUAUCGUCACGAUUUUGCUUAGGUUUAAUGCUCUUCGUGUAUGCGGUAUGUUGUCAUCGCGAUCAUUAUCUUUACCUUCAUCAUUAUCAUCAUAGCCGUCGUUACAGCCGUCGUCGUCAUUACCGUUAUUUUUGUCAUCUGCAUCAUCGUCUUGAUCAUCUCCUUGAUAAGUCUCAUCAGUCAUUUCUAAUCAUCUUCAAUAAUUUUCUGCAUCAUAUUCAAUUAUUUUCUGCAUUACAUUAUUUUCUGCGUGUUCGUUGCACAGCACCCUCAAACCUCACUAGCACUUAUCAAUUUGUUUUUUGCUUUCAUUUCCUUGCUCCCGUGAAACAAACCUAUUCGGUCAUACAAUGGAGCAUGAUAUUUGACGGAAACAGAACACUACGCAGUGUUUACUUUGAAUAUGGUGGUACACUUGAAAUAAACUUAGACGGCAUUAACUAAAACAAACUUAGACAGACGUCAACCCUGCACACCAACACUAGUAGAGCCGCUGGAGGAAAGAAGUGAUGAAUUAAGCGGAGCGUUAAUGGAAGUAAGGAUGCCAGCAAGAGGAUGCUCGGAGUUAUGCGUUUGUUUUAAGCUAGCCAACAGAUAAAUAUGUAUAGAGGUGUAGCUGCUAUACUAUGCUGACAACAAAAUUUAAAAAAAAUCUUAAACAGAUAGGUUAAUUGGUUAGUGACGCACUUCAAGGAAAACACUAUUGGUACUCCUACCCCAAUUUCUAAUAAAGUGCCGCUACACAGAAGACCAUUUGAGAAACAAUUUAAAAUAACGCAUGCAUAUGCUGUCCCUGUAAUGCAAAGAGCGAUUGGAUACAAAUCUCUCCCUCUCCUGCCCCCAUCCUGCCUUUCCUUUUUUCACUCCCUUCAUACACAAAAACAGGAAACCAGUAUAAUAGCAACAAAUACACAUGAAUGAAAAACAUAAGAGUUGCGCGAAAUGCUGCUACUAAUAUGGUAAUGAUCGAUAUAGCGAGUGAGAAUAAGUGGAAGUCAGAAUAAAUAUCAAUCUUACAUAUAUAAACAUAUAUCUUAAAUUGAUAACACCUCACUAUCUAUCUCACACGAUUGUUGGGGGACACAGGCAGUGGCAGUUUCCGCUAGCUUAGCUAAACCCUAUUUUAAACAUAGUUUCUUUUACGUUUCUCUUACCAUUCCUUCAUACAGUUUUCGGUUUACGCUGUUAGCGAUGUUCCGCCCUUAUCAAUAGACGAGCAAGGACUUCGCGAAUAGAAAGGCCAUUACGGUUAUUCUGGCCUUCGGUCGUCCAGCCGUUUGAAGCCUUUGUCUUCGAGCAAUGCUCAGUGUAACCUGUGCAUACACCUAGUGAUCAGCGCCCACAGGUCGUGUGUUUGAGGCAGAUCCGAUUCCAGAGGUCGCUGGGGUCUUUUUAUUCGCUGUAAUGCCUGUAUUCUUCCUUGCCACAAUCACAGAACGGAUAAAGGACAACCUUUUCUGUGCGGUAGGCCUGUAACACAGACACGAGGGCUGUUAGGUGAGAACAUGUUGCACAUGAGAACGUGUUCGUUCGUCACUAGGUUUUUAAACAAAACACAUAGCGGCGGUCACUAAGCAGAGCCAAAGGAACCCUGGGCAAAUCUCUCGAGCCGAGCAUGUUGCACCUUUUUUCAUGCUAACCGCCUUAUGUUUCGGCUUCCGCUUUGUUCAAAUUUCGUAUAUAUCGAUGCUCCGAGUUCCGUGUUCAUUGGCGAAUCGCAUUGUUAAUUCGGUACCAAAACGGUCACUGUAAUAUUAUAGAGAGAAAGAGAGAGAGAGAGAGAGAGAGAGAGAGAGAGAGAGAGAGAGAGAGAGAAAACAGCUUGAAGCCAACCAACGGACAUCCUUGAGGGAAAAAUGUAACUUUACUGCAAUAGCGAAACAGUAGUCGAGGCGAUGUUGUAGAAGAUCGGUCAACAUCCCUCACUUCCUUUGGCGUUGAGGUGUGGGAAGACGGGCAAAAGUUGUAUGCGAAGUUGGUGUACUAUAUCCGUUCAAAAAAGGGAAUAAAAGUAAACAACAAAUAGCAUGUCGCACAGCACAGACCAAAAUCUGUCAUCUGGAAGCGAGUUGCUGGCGAGUAACUGUAACUGACGAGCCUGCACAUCGAAUGAAUGAUCAGAAGAAUCGAAGUUGCAAAACUACAAGCGAGCAUUGAAUCAAGCAAAGCAACUCAAAAUGGACGAUGGCGCAGGCAAAAUUAUAGGCAACCGUAGGGCGAGGUAUGAUAGCGAGAACGGUACAACAAACUGAACAGAAACUGUGCAUCGUUACUAGAGCAAACAAACGGCAGCAGGACACUUUGUACACAAUCAUACCGUGUUUUGGUUUCGGCACGAACGGAGGCUCCCCGAAACGGAUGCUAAACAAUGCUGCAAUGGGACUGUAAUUGUGCGUGCUGCGUUUCCAAAAGGUUGGCUGGUUAAACAAAACUCACAAACACACACAUGCAUAACGCAUGCAACAAAAUCAGCAAAACAAACGAUCGUGUUUUUUUCUACAAGUAAACUUGAAUUUAAAUUGACAUAAACAGAAAGAAACUCGAUUAAAAUAAAAAAAA